AAUAAAAUGAUUCCACGUGUACAUCUAGCUUUAAUAAUUGCAGAGGCGGAGGCAAGAAUACUCAUGUUGUUCGAGAUUUGUUCCAUCGAUCACAAUGGUAACUACAGCGAUGAACAAAAUCAUGUGCGCCUCCCCGGGCAUACCAACACCAUCGCAGUCGCUAUCCAAGCCUCAAUCACUACCGUCCACGGCCGCCCUCCCUCUCCGUACAAUCCCAGGAUCCUACGGAUGGCCGUUGCUCGGGCCCAUUUCAGACCGGCUGGACUACUUCUGGUUCCAAGGUCCAGAAACGUUUUUUAGGAAGAGGAUGGAGAAGCACAAGAGCAGCGUGUUCCGUACGAAUGUUCCGCCGACGUUUCCUUUUUUCACGGGAGUGAACCCCAACGUCAUCGCCGUCCUCGACUGCAAGUCUUUUGCUCAUCUCUUUGAUAUGGAGAUCGUCGAGAAGAAAGAUGUUCUUGUUGGGGAUUUUAUGCCUAGCAUCAAGUUCACUGGGGGAGUUAGGGUUUGCGCUUAUCUUGAUACUUCGGAGCCCCAGCAUGGCCAGAUCAAGAACUUAGCGUUGGACGUCUUAAAACGCAGCUCCAAGGUUUGGGUCUCCGAGCUUCUCUCGAACCUGUCCAACUUCUUCGACACCAUCGAUACCAAGGUAUCGGACACCGGCUCCGCCUCCUACAUCGUCUCUCUACAACAAUGCGUCUUCAACUUCCUCACCAAAUCCCUCAUUGGAGCUGACCCUGCUCUCGAGCCCGACAUUGCCCAGUCCGGUUACGCCAUGCUCGACCGCUGGCUCGCACUCCAGCUACUCCCCACUGUGAAAAUCGGCGUACUCCAGCCCCUCGAGGAGAUAUUCCUCCACUCUUUUCCUUACCCUUUUGCACUCGUAAGCGGAGACUACAACAAACUCUACAAAUUCAUUGAACAGAAUGGACGAGAGGUUUUAGAGCGAGGGGAAAAGGAGUUUGGGCUCACCGCGUCAGAUACUAUCCAUAACUUGCUCUUUGUCCUGGGGUUCAAUGCCUUCGGUGGUUUCUCAGUGUUUUUACCUACGUUGAUUGGAGUCAUCGCUGCCGACAAAACGGGGUUGCAGUCCAGGUUGAGGAAGGAAGUGAAAGAGAAAUGUGGACCAGGAUUGGAUUUUGAGUCCGUUAAAAACUUGGAGUUGGUGAAGUCAGUGGUGUACGAAACACUGCGGGUGAACCCACCAGUUCCGCUCCAGUACGCUCGAGCCAGGAAGGAUUUCCGACUGAGUUCGCACGACUCGGCUUAUGAGAUCAAGAAAGGGGAGUUACUUUGUGGGUAUCAAACCCUUGCCAUGAGAGACGGUCAAGUUUUUGAUGAACCUGAGAGUUUUAAACCGGAUCGGUUCACGGGUGAGGAAGGGAGGAAGUUGCUGGAUUACUUGUACUGGUCUAACGGGCCCCAGACCGAGACACCGACUGAGUCAAAUAAACAAUGUGCGGGUAAGGAUUAUGUAACUCUGACAGGUUGUUUGGUUGUUGCUUCUAUGUUUCAAAGAUACGAGUGCAUCACGGGGGAUUCAUCUUCCAUCACAGCAGUUGUUAAGGCAAAAUGAUUGAUGGCUGUGAAUGGAGAUCCUUUUUCUUUUCGAUGUUUGUUUGAUGGAUAUUGAUGUUUGUUUACUUCGCUAUUUGAAUGAAAAAUAAAAUUAUUAUAUUCAU
Messenger RNA from Rubroshorea leprosula, 1682 nucleotides. The record is from the annotation of a GenBank genome assembly. Lineage: Eukaryota; Viridiplantae; Streptophyta; Magnoliopsida; Malvales; Dipterocarpaceae.